Molecule: messenger RNA, 900 nt
Organism: Limanda limanda (common dab)
Lineage: Eukaryota; Metazoa; Chordata; Actinopteri; Pleuronectiformes; Pleuronectidae
Gene: eslec
Product: lectin
Exons: 6
Coding region: 1-780 (259 amino acids)
Molecular function (GO): signaling receptor activity
Source: RefSeq, a predicted model, not a curated record
AUGAACCGGGUCAGCGCAGGAGAAGACUUCCCACAGCUGCUCCUUGACUCCCUCUUCGUCCUCACCCUCGUCUUCCUCACCAGCAGGAUGAAGGUGCUCAGUGUGUGUCUCACCCUCUGUCACCUUUUGACCCCGGCUCGAUCCGUCCCGCUGAACGCCACCGCCCCGGCGGGCAAGUCCUCGGGCCUCUGUGAGUACGAGGUGCUGCUGUGCUCCGGCGCCACCGGCUCCUUCUGCCCCCAGUGCGACGCCAUGGGGAACUUCCUCCCGCUGCAGUGCUGGGUUUCCACCGGAUACUGCUGGUGUGUGAACGUCAUCACCGGCGUGGAGAUCCCCAGCACGCAGACGGGCCCGGGGAUGGAGCCUGCUCAGUGUGGCACCGGGUUCUCCUGCCCCCCCGGCUGGAGCCAGUACACAGAGCGCUGUUUCAUCUUCAUCAACACCUCCAAGAUGUGGGCUGAGGCUGAGAUCUACUGUCAGUUUGAAGGAGCCAACCUGGCGUCGAUCCACAGCCCCGAGGAGAACCACUUCAUCAUGUCUCUGACCCGAGGACACACCCACAACUUCCCUCACACCUGGAUCGGGGGCGUGGCUCCCGUACUGCCCGGUUACUGGCUGUGGACUGACGGCUCCAGGUUUGACUACGACAACUGGUUUAACCACCACGACACCAGUAAUCCCAGCGAGACCUGCCUGAGGAUGAACUACGGAUACGACUUCAAGUGGCUCUACAGCUCGUGUUCGGCUUCUUUCCCUUUUGUUUGUUCCAAGUUAGUCUGAACUCUGUCUUCCAAUCAGGUUCCCUGGUCACAUGAAAGGUAGAUUAUAUAUAAACACAGCUUCUAUAGGUUCAUUUUCUUGGCUUGGAUGUUUCACUUGUGGCGUAUCCAGCUUCUAAGA